Molecule: messenger RNA, 2008 nt
Organism: Condylostylus longicornis
Lineage: Eukaryota; Metazoa; Arthropoda; Insecta; Diptera; Dolichopodidae
Gene: AsnRS
Product: asparagine--tRNA ligase, cytoplasmic
Exons: 3
Coding region: 189-1868 (559 amino acids)
Biological process (GO): asparaginyl-tRNA aminoacylation
Cellular component (GO): cytoplasm
Molecular function (GO): ATP binding; asparagine-tRNA ligase activity; nucleic acid binding
Source: RefSeq, a predicted model, not a curated record
UUUUUGACAAUUAUUUGACGGCAAUAAGCAAAGUAUACACAUUGUAAAUGUACAGCGGGCCGCAGAAUUUGCACUAUAAAUAAAAGUUGUCUGAUGCAAUAUCAUUGCAGAAUAAAAUUGAAAUUUAAGGAUAAUUGAGUAUAGUUAUUGUAAUAGUGUGAAAUUUACGUUUAAAAAAGCCAAAUAAAAUGCCAGAAGGGAAACUUGCUGAAAUGUCUAUUGCAGAUAUAAUAUAUACUUCUGAAAAAACCGGUAGUGAUGAGAAUGGAUGUGGUACCGAGAACUCCCCGUACAAAACUAUCCUUCAAGCGAUGCGACAUGCCGGGAAAGAACCGUUUCCAAAAAUAAUGGUAGAUGCAAAGAACACGGAUAGUGGUGAAAAAUUUGAGCCUGCUGCCAAAUCUCAAUUGAAGAAGAUCCAAAAAAUUUGGGUUCGAGAAAGUUACAAGUCAGCCGAAAAAGAACAAAGGGAAGCUGAAGAUAUUAAGAAAAGAGAACAGAAUUUGGAAGAAGCAAAAAAGAUUAAAAUCUCGCAAGAUCCUUCUUGGCCAGUUGCUAAAAGAAUAAAAAUAAUUGAUGGGGCAAAUGAGAGAAAUGUGAGAGUAAAAAUUUUUGGCUGGGUACAUAGGUUACGACGUCAAGGCAAAGGAUUAAUGUUUAUUACACUUCGAGAUGGAAGUGGCUUUUUACAAUGUGUUCUUACAGAUCAGCUUUGCCAAACUUAUGAUGCUCUAAUAUUACAAACUGAAGCUUCUGUAGCGCUAUUUGGUAUAUUAAAGGAAGUUCCCGAAGGAAAAACAGCUCCAGGAGGUCAUGAGUUACAUGUGGACUAUUGGGAAUUAAUAGCCAAUGCUCCAGCCGGUGGCGCUGAAAGUAUUUUGAAUGAAGAAGCACACCCGGAUGUCCAAUUAGAUAACAGACAUAUCAUGAUACGCGGUGAGAAUACUUCAAAAAUUUUAAAAAUGCGUUCAAUUAUUAUGCAGGCUUUUCGAGAGCAUUAUUUCGCAAAUGGAUAUACAGAAGUUACGCCACCAACCCUAGUUCAAACACAAGUGGAAGGGGGAUCAACGUUAUUUAAAUUGCAAUAUUUCGGUGAGGAAGCGUAUUUAACUCAAAGUUCACAACUUUAUUUAGAAACAUGUAUUCCUACAUUGGGUGAUGUUUUUUGUAUUGCACAAAGUUACCGUGCUGAACAAAGUCGUACGAGACGUCAUUUAGCUGAAUAUACUCAUAUUGAAGCUGAGUGCCCCUUUAUCACAUUUGAUGAUUUAUUAGAUCGUUUGGAAGAUCUAAUAUGUGAUGUAGUAGAUCGGGUUUUAAAGAGCCCGUAUGGUCAUAUUGUAAAAGAAUUGAAUCCAGAUUUUGUUCCACCUAAAAAGCCUUUCCGUCGUAUGAAUUAUUCUGAUGCAAUCAAAUGGCUAAAGGAUAACAAUGUGACAAAAGAUGAUGGAACCUUUUACGAAUUUGGAGAAGACAUUCCAGAAGCACCAGAAAGAAAAAUGACGGAUGCAAUUAAUGAACCAAUAAUGCUAUGCCGAUUUCCUAAAGAUAUAAAAUCAUUUUAUAUGUAUCGUUGCCCCGAAGAUGGCAAUUUAACUGAGAGCGUCGAUGUGUUACUACCAAAUGUUGGAGAAAUUGUUGGCGGAUCUAUGAGGAUUUGGGACAAUGAGGAACUAUUACAGGGUUACGCCCGUGAAGGUAUAGACCCAAAACCAUAUUAUUGGUAUACUGAUCAAAGAUUGUACGGUAGUACACCUCAUGGUGGUUACGGUUUGGGUUUGGAACGUUUUAUGUGCUGGUUACUAAACAGAUAUCAUAUUAGAGAAGUUUGUUUGUAUCCAAGAUUUUUGGAUAGAUGUAAGCCUUAAAUUAUGUAAUAAUAAUUUAUUUAAAAAAUAAUCGUUUCAAUUUAUUAUACGAAUAAUAAUGCUCUUAUAACUUGCUAUUUAAAGGCAUUUAAAGUUUAAAGCUUAAAUAAAAUUAAAUGAGCUUAAUCAAUAUAUUUUUU